ACGGCAGGUUAGGCUAACUAUAGUCUAAAUUUAGUCUAAUUCGUUAGAUUGUUAGCCUAAAUUUUUUUCUAACGUUAGGCUAAAUUUAGUCUAAAAUUAGACAGAUCUGACACAGUUUUGUUAGAUAUGCUGCAAGUUCGAAACGAUCAGUUAGACUAAAUUUAGACUAACGUUAGCCUAACGUUAGACAAAAUUAUGUAUGGGCUGUUAGAUGGAUUUUAUGCUGCUUGUGCAUAUCCCAGCUGUCAUCCCAGCAUGAAGUGUGAUUGUAGUAGUGAACUUUUUCGAUGUUCACUACCACUACAAUCUCACUUCUGCUCAGCAUGGAAUGAUAGCUAUACUCCACUGCACUGUGACGUCACGCCUUCAUUUUGACAGGUAGUGGUCCUGUUGUUUACGUUUUGUACUUAGACGAUUUCUAGAAUUCUCGGAGCGAUAUUCCUAUAAAUAAUUAAAAUGCCGUGGAAGUGCUGUGUGUGGAAGUGCAAAUCCACUGUUAAAUCUCCCGGUAUUCGAUUCUUCCGUUUUCCCACAGUCGGAAAAUGUUUGAAAAAGUUAGCUGAAGAAAGAUGCGAAGCCUGGGUAAGUGCUCUCGGUUACGGAGACAAGUUUUCUCCUAAUGGCAAACGAAUUUGCAGCCAGCAUUUCCGAAGCGGAAAACCAGCGCGACUCACGGAUACGCAUGAUGCAGAUUGGGUGCCAUCACUAUGUUUGCUGAGGCCGUCUAGAUUCUCGCCACGAUCAUCACCGGUGAAUCAGAAAACUAUCGAUGUUCCGGAAACAUGCAGUAUCACUCGAAGCGAUUCCACAGACUCAUUGAAAUCGAGCUCGUCCUCAUCGUCACAGAGUGGCAAAUCCUCCCGAAUAUUAUCCCGUGCGUCACCAUCUUCGUCAACAUCAAUCGCAUCAACAGUCUCUUCCCGGGGAACGAAAAGGAGCGCCAGUUCAAGUCCUGUAAGGAACGCUAAUCGGGGUCCAGGAAGAAGCUCUGAACUUGUGCUUCUUCAUAAUAAUACCACGUCCCGUUCCCCAUCAAUCGCUUCGAUAGCGUCCCGUAGAAGUGGAAGUGACGCCAGUUUGUCCCCUGCUAGUGAAACCAAAUCAUCUCGUUCACCAUCAUCCAGUUCAACAGUGUCCUCCCGUAAGAGCGGAAGGAAUGUCAGUAUUACUCCUGUACCGAAAGCAUAUUAUUCUUAUUCGAGUAGCUGUUCACCAGAGCGAUCAAACAGAGAUUCCAGGAAAAAUUCCGAGAUUGAAGAUUCACGGAGCGAAAAUUCAUCGAAGUUGCCUUUGUCCCAAGAAUCGACUGCGCCAACAAACAUCAUUGAGUCCUCCCGUGAGUGCAACCGGAAAGAGGAUACAUGCUCAAGAUCACCAGAGCGUGGUGAGCCACAGAAUGAUGUUAAAGUAAAAUCAUUUUCGCGUCCAAAUGUAACUCCCUUAAUGUUGUACGAUUAUAAGGAUGACAAGCCCAAGAUGAAGAAUGUUUCUACAAUGACGGAAGCCUCUUGCGACCCAAGCACAUCGAAUAAGAUGAUAGAUCAGUAUAGGCGCGAACUACAACGGCUUCAGACAAAGAUCAAUAUCAUUGAGAACAAGGCUUAUUUUUGUGAACGUGGGUUUGAAUUCAUCUCAGUAACCAAUGAGAAAUGCCUGUAUUAUACUGGCAUUUCAAAUGUUUCUACUGUAAAGAAACUGUAUGAAUAUCUCAAACCACAUUUAGAUUCACCGUUCUGUAACUUCUCCAUAGAACAAAUGUUUGUUAUGACACUGACAAAACUACGGUUAAACCCUCAGUUCCAAACUCUUGCAUAUGACUAUAACGUGUGCUUGAAUACUAUUUCAAAAUAUUUUCACCGUACGCUGCAAAUAAUGGACACAUGUCUCAGUUACGCCAUAGAGGUGCCAUCUAAAGACAUUCUUUUAAAACACACUCCGAAAAGGGUCAAGGAGAAGUUUGGAGAUAAGAGAAUUUUUGUCAUUGACUGCUUUGAGAUCCGUUCGGAGACACCCGAAGAUCUGAAAGCAGCAGCCUCACACUACAGCAAUUAUAAAAAAUCUGAAACCACAAAAUUUCUCAUCGCUGUUUGUCCGGAUGGGAAUAUUUGUUUUAUUUCUCCCGGAUAUGGAGGCAGAUGCUCUGACAAAAUGAUUGUGAAAGAUUGUGGGUUUCUAGAUAUUUUGGAAGCAGGAGACGUAGUGUUAGCUGAUAAAGGAUUUGAUAUCAAAGACUUGGUUCAAGGCAAAGGAGCUUCACUCAAUAUUCCAACUUUUUUAAGAGAUAAAACGCAGUUUCAUCCAUCAGACAUCGAAAGGGACAGACAAAUAACGAGCGUGCGCAUCCACGUGGAAAGGUGCAUUGGUGUUUUGAAGGCCAAUUAUUUAGUUAUGUCUCAAGUAGUGAGUGUAACAUCACUCUCUCGAUUCGAAAACGGCCGUAACGUAAUAGAUUUAAUUGCCAGGGUUUGUGCUAUGUUAUAUAAUUUUAAUCCUAGUAUUAUUCCUGAUUAAAAUGCUUGUAUAGUUGUAAGUUUGUUAUAAGAGGACCUUUCAAUAAAAUGAAUUAUUUAUUGAAA
Molecule: messenger RNA, 2576 nt
Organism: Aedes aegypti (yellow fever mosquito)
Lineage: Eukaryota; Metazoa; Arthropoda; Insecta; Diptera; Culicidae
Exons: 4
Coding region: 457-2511 (684 amino acids)
Source: RefSeq, a predicted model, not a curated record